CCUCAGUGCCCCCGAAUUAAUAGUGACUCUUUCUAUAACACUCUUCCUCCUUUCUCCUUUAUAAUUGAGUCUUCAGUUUCUGAGUCCGACUCUUCUCAUCAUCACAGCUUCAACUUCUCAUUAUUCUCAUCUGGUGGCUUUGCUGUCUUUUGUCUUCCUUGGACGACCUGCUUUUGCAGAUUCUCAUAGAUUCUUCAAAGCUUUAGUCCAGAUUCGAGGGUCGGUUUCAUAUGCUUGAAAUCUCUCACCCAAAUCAGCUAUGGAGACUCUGAAUCCACUCUCUCACGUGCCUAUCUCUGAUUACCGGUCUGUGGGUCAAGAUAUGGUGAGCUUACAAAGCUCUAGCAGCAUCUGGACUAAAGAAGAGAACAAGAUGUUCGAACGAGCCCUUGCCAUCUACCCUGAAGACUCACCCGAUCGCUGGUUCAAGAUUGCUUCCAUGAUCCCUGGAAAGACUGUUUUUGAUGUAAUGAAGCAAUACAGUAAGCUCGAGGAAGACGUUUUCGAUAUUGAAGAAGGACGUGUCCCCAUUCCUGGUUACCCUUCUCCUUUAGGGUUUACCCAGGACACGUGUCGAAAGCGACCUAAUGGAGCCAGAGGAUCUGAUCACGAACGGAAGAAAGGAGUCCCUUGGACAGAGGAAGAACACAGGAGAUUCUUGCUAGGGCUUCUCAAGUACGGGAAAGGUGACUGGAGAAACAUAUCGAGAAACUUCGUGGUGUCGAAGACCCCAACGCAAGUUGCAAGCCAUGCCCAAAAGUAUUACCAGAGACAACUCUCAGGAGCCAAGGAUAAGCGCCGGCCAAGCAUCCAUGACAUCACAACCGUCAACUUUCUAAAUGCCAAUCUCAACCGUUCCUUUUCUGAUCAUAGAGAUAUCCUCCCGGAUUUAGGGUUUAUCGAAAAUGAUAAAGCCGAGGAGGGACUAAUGUGUAUGAGUCAGAAUCUUUUCUCUCCAUCAUCAGCUCCCUUUGAUGCUGCCUUUAACUUUGCUGGAGUAAAUGCAUUUAGUGCCGGAGCUUAAAGUAAGAUAUAAUCACCAAACUCAAAAGUUCGAAUGAAGUUGUGUUGUAAAACUGUAAUGAAAAACCCAAGUCUAUAUAUGUUGUGUCAUAAUCUUGUUUUCUAUACAUGAAUGUGACUGUGUAUGUGCGUCA
Molecule: messenger RNA, 1157 nt
Organism: Raphanus sativus (radish)
Lineage: Eukaryota; Viridiplantae; Streptophyta; Magnoliopsida; Brassicales; Brassicaceae
Product: transcription factor DIVARICATA
Exons: 3
Coding region: 260-1024 (254 amino acids)
Molecular function (GO): DNA binding
Source: RefSeq, a predicted model, not a curated record